Entelurus aequoreus (snake pipefish) is the source of this 3964-nucleotide messenger RNA. RefSeq names its product phospholamban (gene pln1). The transcript has 2 exons. Gene Ontology annotation, molecular function: ATPase inhibitor activity. NCBI's taxonomy places the organism in Eukaryota, Metazoa, Chordata, Actinopteri, Syngnathiformes, Syngnathidae. Gene Ontology annotation, biological process: negative regulation of heart rate; negative regulation of calcium ion import into sarcoplasmic reticulum; negative regulation of ATPase-coupled calcium transmembrane transporter activity. The record is from RefSeq and is a predicted model, not a curated record. Bases 230 to 391 code for a protein of 53 amino acids. Gene Ontology annotation, cellular component: membrane; sarcoplasmic reticulum.
UGCAGCCUCAUGACACAUCGCAGACACUGGAGGGACGACCACGUGAAGAGCGGCUAACAAUAGCCGAUUGUGCUCUUACGGGUUCUGCGCUGGGUUUGCUAAACUGAUUGGAUUGGACUCCUUCACAUCUUCCCUCGAAUGAUUUAACAAUACAAGAACAGAACUUUCUUUCGGACCUUCAUGUCCUGAUCGUUUCCUGCAGCCUGACCCACCGAGUCCAAGCAUCGCCAUGGAGCGCGUCCAGCACAUCACCAAGUCGGCCAUCCGCCGCGCGUCCCAAAUCGAGGUGACUCCGCAGGCCAAGAGGAACCUGCAGGAGCUCUUCGUCAACUUCACCCUCAUCCUCAUCUGUCUGCUCCUCAUCUACAUCAUCGUCCUGCUGAGCAGCUGAGGCUGCACCGAGGACCGGACUUCACUGAUGCACUCUAAGCGUGACUGCAUGUUUUCCCACCGCCGCUCCUCGUUCAUCUAAUACCGAGCGAGCUGUGCAUUUAAAGUCGCAAACUAUUGCACAUUUACAGUAAAAAAAAACAACAUGUCACAUUUACUGCACAAAAUGUGUGAGACUCACAGCUUGCACUCCCCCAUGUUGGACGGACAUCCCACUCCCAGUUGCAUCCUGGGAACAAAAGAUGAACAGCUUUGUAAACUCUUAAUAGCUCAAAAAGGUGAGAUGUUUUAAGUUGAGCUUUAAAAAGAAAGUGCAGACAGAAUAUAUUGUAGAAUGGAGCAUAUUGCAACAUGUUGUUAAAAGACAGGAGGGUGACCAUGUCAAUACCGUCAUAAUUAUGUCGAAAAAGUGUCUUCAAAGGUCGACGUUAGAGACCCAAAUAUGACUGUUUAGGUCCAGAGGUAUUUCUUGUAUUGGCCUGCGGAACAUUCAAAAAAAUAGAGCUAAAAAACAACAAAAAGAACCAGAAAAAGUUACAAUGUUGAUGCUAAUACCACAAAACUGGCAUGCAGGCUGUUUUAUUUCAUUGAAAUAAACAAAUAGCCAUCCCUAAUUUAUCACUGUUAAUUGGUUCUGAACAUAAUUUAAUUACUGCAAAGUAGGAAACAUGAAUUAUAAAUCAAAUAUUUUCAUAGGUAGGGCAUAGAAAAGGUUUACUACCUUCUAAAUAAUUUUUUCAAUAUUAUGAGAUCCCUAUAAAGAGGAAAUGACACCCUUAUUGUUGCCUUUAUAUAUUUUAAUCCAACAUAGUAAUAAAGCCUGAGGCUUAGCCAAUCAGUGGCCACAAUACUGAACAGUGUGAUCUGGUUGGUGUCCUCCAGUGGCCAAUACUCCUGUAUAUUGAUAUCAUUCGUUAUUUUAGCCAUUUUAAGCAUGAAAAUGCUCAACUUUGGGCAAAAAUAUUGUAGAAUAAGCUUUAAAACUACCCAAAAAUCCAUGCAGUAUUACUAUUGAUAUUUUGAAGCACGAUGUGGCGAGGGACGACUGUACUAAAAAAUGUAACAAGAAAAAGUUACAAUUUCGGCGUUUAUAACAACACAUUUUUUCAUUAAAAAAAAAAAAUUAUAAACAGUAUUUUGUUGGUUUUGAAAAUGUAAAAUAUGGCCCCUGCAUCCUUUAAGUUUUCAGCAAAAGAACAACUCUGGUUUUUAGUUACACAGCACUACAACAUAAAACAGUGACCUCCUGUUUAGUGCAAAUUAAGCUUUAAAUAAAAGCAUGGCAGACAUAUCCUCGACUUUACUGAUUGAAUAAUGUAUCUUUUUCGGUUGCGCGUGUACGAAUUAUUUAAUGUCAUUGCGGCAAGAGAUACAAACGUGAUUAGCACAGCAGCUUUGUUGGAUGCGAGUACAAGAUAUCGUGCAAACCGAAGAAUCCCCAAAAGAUCCCAGCAGGCACAAGACAUUAAACCAGGGGUGUCAAACUCAUUUUAGAUCGGGGGGGCCUUAAAAAUACGAUAACUUAAAAAUAAAGACAACUUCAGAUUGUUUUCUUUGUUUAAAAAUGGAACAAGCAUAUUCUGAAAAUGUACAAAUAAUAAUGUUGUUGUUGUUUUUUUACACUUAAAUGUUCCGGUUAAUAGUAUUCCACCUUUGUCGUUAUUUAUACUUUCUAAAUAAAUGAUGUGAUAAUGUUCAUCAGUCAACUCAUUGGUGUUCAUUUUCAAUCUAUCAAGAUAAAAAAGUGAUAUCAAUAUCAAAUUAUAGGAUAUUAUUUAUGUAGUUUGCUCACUUUCCUCGACUGGUGCACUGACAUCAUGUGGUUUAUUUUAUUUUUUUUUUAAAUAUGUAGCAUCAUCUACAAAGAUACAAAGAAUUGCUAUUGCGACAUCUAGUGGACACAUUUAGAACAGCAGUUUCUUUCAUUCAAAAAUGUCCGCUCAUUUUUAUACUUAGCAAACUCAUCGGAUACGUUUGACACCCCUGCAUUAAAACAACGUUGAGAACUUGUUGAAUUAGGUCCUGACGUUGAGCAACUCAAACAUAAUGUUGAAACAACAUGCUUUUUUGAUGACGUUUAAUCAACGUCGGGUUCUGACGUUGAAAUGUAGUCAUUUUCCCAACCAAUAUUCUACAACACAAAUAUAACGUUGAAACAACAUGCUUUUUGACGACAUUUAUUUGACCAUUGAAAUUUGGUCAUUUCCCAGCCAACUAUGUGGAUCCAACGCUGGACAUCAACGUUGUCUCAAUUUACAAAUAUUUUGCAACGAUAUUUCAUAGUCAGUUUUAGAGGACGUGUACGUAUAAUCAACGUUGUAUCGAUGUCUUGUGCCUGAUGGGAAUACCGUACGCACAAAUAAGGGCAGCAAGCAUUUUUUGGGCCUAUUUUUCUUACGUCUUUGGCCUAAAGCAGGGGUGUCCAAACUUUUUCCACUGAGGGUCGCACACGGAAAAAUUAAAGCCUGCGGGGGCCAUUUUGAUAGUUUUCAUUUUCAAAUCAUAACAAAAUGUAUGGAUUUUGGUUUUUUUUUACCUUUAGGGCUCCCGGAGACCAUAAAGGGUCUAAGUCAUUAAAAUGUUAAAAACAAGUCAAAUUAUUUUGUUAUUUAACGCUUACAGUACAUCUCUACAGUAUAUCAACUUUAGGUUGAUAUAAAAUUUAAAAAACCAAAAAGGUUUUAUGCCUUUUCUGUCAAGACAACUUUGUUUUUUUAUAAUAAAACUGAAAUAUGCAGUAUUUCCCCCACUGCCCAAAACAUUCAGAAAGCAAUGUUUGAUGUGAAGUAAUUAGAGCCUUAAAAACAUCAAUAAUGCAGGACACCAUUGAUAUUAAUUCAUUGUUAUUUUUGAGUAAUCACAGUGAAAAGAUAAAUAAAAUCCCAUUAAAUAUAUUUGGGAUCCAAAAGGUGCCCCACUCAAAGUGAUACAUUUUUAUUACUUUUUUUUUUGCUUUCAACACUUAAGUUGCGAGAUCAACUUCAGAUAUAUCUGUCAAUUUUACGUUUGAACUAUUAUUUUGUUUGUUUUAUGCUCUUUUGUCAAAGAAAACGUUGAUGUUUUUGCAUGGCAACCACACAAUAUAUGCAAUAUUUGGAGCCUUGAAUAGGUCAAUAAUUCAUUAUAACAUUGUUGUUUUUUUUAGCAAUGGCAAAAAAAGAAAAAUAAAGAUAGACAAAAGAAGUAAAAAAAACAGCUAGCAUGGCAGCUUUGUGUCAACAUUGCAACUUUUUCUAGUUAGAUUUCACCUCAUUCUACUUUUUUUUAAUGUUUUUAUUUUAUUUUUGCAAUAGCAUUUCCAGAAUGUGUGGCGGGCCGGUAAACAAUUAGCUGCGGCCCGCAAAUGACCCCCAGGCCGCACUUAGGACACCCCUGGCCUAAAGUCACAAGUAAAAAACAUGCACGUGACAGCUAGUUUUGGUUAUGUCAACAGUUUUAUUUCUGUUGUUAAUUAAGUUUAUUUCAUGUUAUUUUGUUGUAUAUGAACUGUUUCAGUACCACUUCACACCGUGUCUUCACUUGAAAGGCUUUCCUGAAUGUUCUAUUUCCCUGUUUGAACAAUAAACCACGUCCA